This is a messenger RNA of Branchiostoma belcheri (Belcher's lancelet), 2036 nucleotides long. Its product is annotated as hyaluronan synthase 2-like. Lineage: Eukaryota; Metazoa; Chordata; Leptocardii; Amphioxiformes; Branchiostomatidae. Gene Ontology annotation, molecular function: hyaluronan synthase activity. The record is from RefSeq and is a predicted model, not a curated record. Gene Ontology annotation, biological process: extracellular matrix assembly; hyaluronan biosynthetic process.
AGGUGUUUUUGUACAACUAACCGUGGUUUGGCUACCGGACCGUCUAUGAACUGGAAAACCGUUGUUCGCAUCACCCUGACCACGCUCUUCGCGCUCUGUCUCUUCGUGGGGAUGAUCGUCGUGUACGCCAUCGGCUUCCAGUUCGUGUUUUCCGGGGACGGGUACCUCUCCUUCGGGCUGUACGGCUCCGUGUUGGCGCUGCAUCUCAUCAUACAGAGCAUCUUCGCCUUCCUCGAGCACAGGAAAAUGAACAGAGAUGACUUGCCACCUCACCAGGGCAAACCUGUAGCGCUGUGCAUAGCGGCGUUCCAAGAAGACCCCGUGCUUCUCAGAAAGUGUUUGGAGUCCAUCAGAGACAUCAAGUAUCAGAACCUGAAGGUUGUGUUGGUCAUAGACGGGAACUCUGACGACGACAUGUACAUGCGGGACGCUUUUGUGGAAAUCAUGGGACCGCAGGACACGGACACUUUCGUCUGGAGACACAACUACCACGCCAGAGAACCGCUUCCUCAAGAAAUUCCCAGUCUGGAAAAGGGCUCCAAACAUUUGGAGGAAGUCGUGGUUCCUUCUCUUCGAGAUAACGGAGCUAAGGUGGUGGAAGACAUCAUCCUUAACAACAGGAACUCGUGCAUCAUGCAGAAGUGGGGAGGGAAGCGGGAGGUCAUGUACACGGCGUUUAGAGCGCUAGGUGACACUGUGGAGUACGUCCAAGUCUGCGACUCGGACACGAUCCUAGAGCCGAACUGUACCGACGAGAUGGCGAGGAUUCUCGACAACGAUCGGAGUGGCGCCGUCGGCGGAGACGUCCGAAUCUGGAACGAGCGCGACUCGUGGAUCUCGUUCCUCAGCAGCCUGCGCUACUGGAUGGCCUUCAACAUCGAGCGCGCCUGUCAGUCCUACUUCAACGUGGUGAGCUGCAUCAGCGGGCCGCUCGGCUUCUACCGAAACGACCUUCUACAGAGUUUUCUAGAAGACUGGUACAACCAAACCUUCCUCGGUCAACACUGCACUUUCGGAGACGACCGCCACCUGACAAACCGCAUGUUGAGCAUCGGCUACGGCACCAAGUACACGGCCCGCUCGCGAUGUUACACCGAGACCCCCGUGCAAUAUCUCCGCUGGCUGAACCAGCAGACCCGCUGGACCAAGUCCUACUUCAGGGAGUGGCUCUACAACGCCAUGUGGUUCCACAAGCACCACAUCUGGAUGACGUAUGAGUCCAUCAUCGCCGGACUUUUUCCUUUCUUUGUAACCGUGACAGUCAUCCGCCUUUUCUACCGGGGACGGCUCUGGGACAUUCUACUCAUUCUCAUCACCAUACAGGCUAUAGGACUAAUCAAAUCCUUCUACGCCUGUUUCCUACGGAGAUCUCCCCUCAUGGUGUUCAUGUCCAUCUACUCCAUACUCUACAUGACAAGCCUCUUACCGGCCAAGUACUGGGCCAUGCUGACUAUCAACAAAAGCGGGUGGGGGACGAGCGGGAGAAAGAAGAUCGUGACAAACUUUAUCCCGCUUGUGCCUCUGAUCGCCUGGGCGCUGAUUCUAGGCGGAGGCCUCGCGUACACGAUCUACUUCGACACGCUGGACUACUUCGACUACACCAAGCAGAUGUACCUCAGCGUCGGGUUCGCGCUGUACAUGUUGUACUGGUUCGUCAUGAUCGCUCUGUACUCGUGGAGAACUUGUAAGUGUGGCUGCUGCCGGGACUCCUACAGUGUCGAAGAAACCGCGUGAUGUACACGUAAGAAUAUAUAGAUUCUGUAUUGACACAACAAUACGUACAGGGACUAUUGUAUUGUCUUCUAUACAACUAAAGAUAUAACAAAGUCAUCCUACGUACAGAAUAUAUGUAUACGGCAGUUGACGAACGCCAUACAUGUUUUUGGUGACGAAAGAUGUUGACUAUUUAUUCUUGUCCGCAAUAUCAUAUAUUUAUAUAUUUUUAUAUAAAGAACAAUCAGGGACCACCGAUGUUUUAAUGUUGUCCAAUUUGCCAUAAUGUCUGUCAAUAGUUUUAAUGAAAAGAAAUGUAAUGA